Dermacentor silvarum is the source of this 3066-nucleotide messenger RNA. It is a transcript of the gene D2hgdh, whose product is annotated as D-2-hydroxyglutarate dehydrogenase, mitochondrial. Bases 208 to 1323 code for a protein of 371 amino acids. The record is from RefSeq and is a predicted model, not a curated record. Gene Ontology annotation, cellular component: mitochondrion. Lineage: Eukaryota; Metazoa; Arthropoda; Arachnida; Ixodida; Ixodidae. Gene Ontology annotation, molecular function: FAD binding; catalytic activity. The transcript has 6 exons.
UAAGUGCAGCUUGGAAGCUUAGCUUAAACAUGUGUGCAUGCAGGAUCGGGAGCGGCUGUUCUGCUGCCACGUUCGACGGAGGAGGUGUCCGCAGUUCUGUCGCAUUGUCAUGGCCGCCGCUUGGCCAUCUGCCCACAGGGCGGCAACACGGGCCUUGUGGGUGGCAGCGUGCCGGUCUUUGACGAGUUGGUCCUCUCGACAGCACGCAUGGCCAAAGUGAACACCAUCGACCCCUUGUCCGGUGCAGUGUCUUGUGAGGCCGGCUGCGUGCUGGAGGCACUGGACGCACGGGUGGGGGAGGAGGCAGCACUCACAGUUCCCCUCGACUUGGGCGCCAAGGGCUCCUGCCACAUCGGAGGCAACGUGGCCACCAACGCAGGAGGCCUGCGGCUGCUCCGCUAUGGCCCGCUGCAUGGUUCCGUGCUCGGACUGGAAGCGGUGCUGGCAGACGGCACCGUGCUGGACACCUUGCAGACAUUACGCAAGGACAACACAGGCCUGGACCUGAAGCAGCUGUUUAUUGGCUCCGAGGGCAUCCUGGGCAUAAUCACGCGCAUUGCCAUCCAGUGCGUGCCUCGGCCGUUCUCUGUGUGCGUUGCUUUCCUCGGCUGCCCUAGCUUCGAGGCCACGCUGCAGACUUUCCGCAUGGCACGCCAGCAGCUGCCCGAGUUCCUCUCAUCCUUUGAGGUGAUGGACGCGGAGUCAAUGCGCUGCGUUCGAGACAACAUGCGCCUUCGACUGCCCUUGGAAGGGGAACACCCAUUCUAUCUGCUCAUCGAAGUGGCUGGCACGAACGAAGACACCCUGGAAGAGAGCCUGCUGCGCUUUGUGGACAGCUGCAUGGGCCACUCUCACGUCUCGGAUGGAACAAUGGCCAAGGAUUCAGCACGUGUCAAGGAAUUGUGGCAUCUGCGCGAGAGCAUCAGUGAAGCACUGCGUCGCGACGGCUAUGUGUACAAGUACGACAUCUCGGUGCCACUGACCUCAUACAUGGAUGCAGUGGCUCUGGUGGGCGAUAAGGUGCGAGGCACCAGUGCUGUACGUGUGUGCGGCUUUGGGCACAUGGGCGACUCCAACUUGCACCUGAACAUCACCUCCGCUGGCUGGGAUGAGGCACUGUUGGCGCGCAUUGAACCGUUUGUGUACGAGUGGACAGCCUCCAUGCGGGGAAGCAUCAGCGCCGAGCAUGGAAUUGGUCUGCACAAGAAACGGCACCUGCACCUGUGCAAGACGCCUGCUGCCCUGGGGGCCAUGCGCAGCCUCAAACAGGCUUUCGACCCACUCGGAAUUCUUAACCCAUACAAGAUGCUGCCUACUUUGUGACUCUCAGAGUGGUAUGCAUGGCAGUGCUUGGAAAUUUCUUAGAGAAGGCGGUACUACGUAUGUCACAAAUGUUUACCUGCACAAUGAACAGUGCAAGAAAAGAAAUGGACAUGACAGACAUUGCACGUUCGUUUUAUACCCAAUAUCUUUACACAAUAUGCUCUUUUGUCGUAUUAUUAUGCGAGAAUCCUUCGUUUUUAAGCAUCGGCGCAAGUAUGUGCCGAUAUAUUUAAACCUUGAUAUGACGAGGUUUAGUAUAAUGAAAUUGUCAAUAUAAAGAAGCAUUUAACUUUUUAUAAUUUCCUGUCCAUAGGGUACCGUGUAUUUUGAAACCCAAUACUAUAACAAAGUUUCAAUAUAACAAAAUUUCACUGCUGAUGCUAAGAAGUACUGAGGCAAUCAAUGGAAACUGCCACAGGUGCACAUCAUUUAAUUACAUGGUGUUGCUUACGAAUGCACCUCUCGCCCCCCACACGACAGAGAGCAGCCGUCGAAGUGCGUCUGAUAAACACUAAAUGCAAGACCCUCUUGUCAUCGUGUUCCUUAUAAAGUGCAUUAAGAUCCAAUAAUCGGAUUUUGCUUGAUUUCUCGGACAUGUCGUGCGCAUACAAUGUCACAAAUUUACAACAAACAUGGUGGCCGUGAACGAUAGGCUGUCGUCUGUGGCCCCGCUUUCCUUUGCGGCGUCCACUAGGUACAUUUGCGGCAUCCACUAGGUACAUUUGGGUGCUGCCUUGACCGGACUGUGUGGAGAGCGGUCUGCUGAUAGCAUCGUCCCGCUGCAGGCGACACUAUCAGAUGCAGUGCCAGAGUGGACGCGAAAGCUUCGCAGGCUUCGCUUUGUUCUCUAGAUGUGAAGAUAUCGUUGGCGCGGCAUGAAGUCGUUAAUUUCGUCGCCAACUCUCAAAUUCAGGGAUAUAGCAUUUCUUUCUUAGUGUAAUUCGUUGUUUUCUAUUGCCCGAUAAUCCGGAAAUUUUUACAGCUCUGUCCAUAUGAAAAUAAUUUGUACUUUUGCACUGUUUUGCUGAAUUGUACUUUUGCAUAAAAGGUCAAAUUUCAAUAUAAAGAAGUGCUGAUUUUUACCGACUUGGUUAUAUCGAGGUUUAGCUGUAUGUAUCACAUACAGUGUUGUACACGUUCCUCUAAAACGGGAACGAAAGCUCGUUCCUCGUUCCUUCCCAAUAUUGGAACGAGUUCCCGUUACAAAUUACUUUAAUGCAAAAGGAAUGCGUUCCAAUUACACUUCUAACAUUGGAACGUGUCGUUACAUUAACGUUACAUUUGAUUUCUUUAAAUUUAAAUAUCGUGUCAGAUAAUCCUGCGGCGAAAUAAAGUGAGUAAUUUAAAACUCACAUCGAACUACAUAUUUGAACAUUGCCGGCGGCAGAUUAUCUGGAGAUGAAAAGAAUCCAAAGAAACGCUCCUAGAUGAAUUUUUUUUUCAGGCAGCACCGGACACACUCCAGACAUGUCUAACUGCAACUUUGGUGCUCAUCCAUUACAAGUGCAACACAUAUGGCACUUUCCACUUGCACUAUUUUCCUCUGUCGCAGUGGUAAUAUUAUUCUACUUUAUAAGUCCACGUGAGCAUGCCAAAUUGAACAUAAUGGUCGGAAUCCAAUUUGGCAGGGGCUAAGCAAGUAUUUGUUCUGUAUAAAUUUAAUCAUACGCAUAUAUAGUAUUUUUUCAAUUCUCGGAACUCGACUCGGGGUGGGGUCACUUCCUGUUUCUGCAGCGCUUUUCU